This is a messenger RNA of Tetrahymena thermophila SB210, 1842 nucleotides long. RefSeq names its product Serine/Threonine kinase domain protein. Lineage: Eukaryota; Ciliophora; Oligohymenophorea; Hymenostomatida; Tetrahymenidae. Gene Ontology annotation, cellular component: nucleus; cytoplasm. Gene Ontology annotation, molecular function: ATP binding; protein serine/threonine kinase activity. The transcript is spliced from 2 exons. The record is from RefSeq and is a predicted model, not a curated record. Gene Ontology annotation, biological process: protein phosphorylation; mitotic DNA damage checkpoint signaling.
AUGAAGCCUGCAUCAUUUUUUGACGACGAUUAUGGAAAAUUACAAAAGAAAAUCUGGGAUCCAGUACCCGGCAAUAAGACUGUUAGCAACCUUGAAACUGUUUAUUUAUGCAAUCAAUUUUAUAAGAGAUCAAAGAAAGUAGGUAAAUCUAAGCAAAUCUACUACGUUCUCACUGAAGAAGGACUCUAUUAAGUUAAAAAAAAUGAAGUACUUUGUGGUUUUAUGGAUUUAACUUGCGUUAAGAUGGACCUCUUGAUAGAGGUUUAGGAUGCUAAAACUAUAGACACAAGCUUGGACAGUAAUCCUAAUAAUGUUCAUGGAUUCCGUCUUUCCCGUAACGGCAAAUCAAUUGAAUUCUACACAAAUGAUAACUUACUCUACAAGAAUUGGAAAAAUGUCCUUAUCUAUCGUUGUAUUUAAAGUACUUUUCAUGAAGAGUUUAUUGUAACCAAGAUGAUUGGUAAAGGUUCUUUUGCUAAAGUCUAUCUUGCAACAAAGAAGUCAUAAAAUAUCUAAUAUGCAAUUAAAGCCUUCAAUAAAGAAUUCAUGCAAAAUUAGCACAAAGGUAAAGAGUCCUUAAUAAAUGAAAUUUCGAUUAUGCGUUAAUUGAACAAUGAUCAUUUAAUCCGUCUUUAUGAAGUAUACGAAACCACUAACUCCAUUUACUUUGUUGUUGAUCUCUUGAAUGGUGGUGAAUUACUUCAUCGUAUUCGUGAAAAAGGAUCUAUAAAUGAAAAGGAGCUCCGUGUCCUAAUACGUAAUCUUAUUUUAGCCUUAGAGCAUCUCCAUUAGAAGAAUAUCAUGCAUAGAGAUUUAAAGCCAGAAAAUCUCCUUUUAAAGUCAAAAUAAUCUGAUUCUGAAAUUGUCGUUGCUGAUUUUGGUCUUGCUACUCGUAUAGAUAUUCCUAAUAUUUUGUUUAAACGUUGCGGUACUCCUGGUUUUGUAGCUCCUGAAGUUCUCCUUUACAAGGAAGGUGAUCCUUUUUACACUACUUAGUGCGAUAUUUUCUCUGCUGGUAUAAUAUUCUAUCUCUUAUUAGUAGGAAAGUAGCCAUUCUAAGGAAAGGACUAUAAGUAGAUUCUAAGAGCAAAUAAGGCUUGCGAAAUUAGAUAUGAUUUACCAGAGUUUGAAAAAAUUUCUAAUGCUGCCAAAGAUUUACUCAAAAAAAUGUUAGAUGCUCGUCCUGAACACAGAUUUUCAGCUACUUAAUGCUUAUAACAUCCUUUCUUGCAUCUCGAUGGAGAAUAUUAACCUGGCGAUAUUUCUUGUGGCAACUUGGGAUCUUAUGAAGUAGAAUUCUUAGCUAAUGUUCGUAACAAAUAGUUAGACUCUUAAGAAAUGAUUGGAUCUUUAGCUUUACACUCAACUGGAAAAUUACCAAUCAAUGGUAAUGUGAAUACUAUCGGAUCUCUCUCAACUUACUCUAACUCAUCUAUCACUAAUCUUGAAAGAAAAAAUACUUCUUCAGGUCCUGGUGCAAGUAUCUUUAAUAAAGGAAGAUCAGACAGUAUAGAUUAAAAUAUGACCGGCACUCCCUCUAGCCGUAAAUCUAACAACAAUUCACUAUUCAAGGCAACAUUGAUCAAAAACAGUUAUCACACCUCAUAAUUUGGUGGUAACGAAGAAAGAAAAGGUAGAGAUGAUGAAUACGAAGAAAAUUGUGAUGUUGGUGAGGAAAACUCUCCUGUUUGCAAUUCAGUUAACAAAAUGAAUAUAGAAAAAUCAAUGAAGCACAAUCCUUCUAAAUGCGAUGAAUCCUCUAACUCUCCUAAAUCUGCAGGUACUAUAGGUACUCCAACAAACUCUGCAAAGUAUGGAAAAUCUACUAUAGCAAAGAAAUGA